Aureococcus anophagefferens is the source of this 3231-nucleotide messenger RNA. RefSeq lists its product as hypothetical. The coding region runs from base 1 to 3231 and encodes 1076 amino acids. The record is from RefSeq and is a predicted model, not a curated record. The transcript is spliced from 2 exons. NCBI's taxonomy places the organism in Eukaryota, Pelagophyceae, Pelagomonadales, Pelagomonadaceae.
AUGGCGCGCCGCGGCGUGCUGGCGCUCGUCGCCUGCGCGCUGGUCGUGGCGCUGCUGAACCUGCGCCACCACGCGUCGCUGCCGCGGCACGACGCGGCGCCGGCGGCGGCGCUCGCGACGUCGACGACGGACGCCGCGCCGCCGCCGGCGGCGCCGCGACGACCGCCGCCGGCGGAGGCGCGACGGCCGCCGCCGGCGGAGCCAGCGCCGCCGCAUUCGCCGCCGCGACCCGCGUCCCCGGGCCGCGACGAGACGGCCGUGCCGCUGCACCCGUCGUCGGCGCACGGCCUGCCGUUCGCGCUGUACCACGCCUUCGCCGCGGAGCGCGACGGCUGCGCGGCCGCGACGUUCGUCGGCCAGCUCGAGGGCGCCUGCGACGCGCGCGAGCGCACGCUCGAGCGCGCGGGCCUCGACGACUGGCGCGCGUGGCGCGCGGACCUCGUGAAGGAGAAGAAGGGCUGCCAGGUCUGCGUGUCGAGCCAGUGGCGCACCAAGGUCCGCAAGGCCGUCGCCGCGGCGCUCAACGCCGAGUUCGCGAGCCGCGCGACGGACCGCAACAAGCUCGCGCUCUACUGCGCGUUCUCCGACGGCGGCGCCGAGGUCGUCGUGGCCGCGGACGCGGCGGACGCGGGCGUCUACCUGAAGGCGCGGUCGACGUUCACCUUCACGUGCCCGGUCCCCGAGGCGCUCCGCGGCGCGGCCUGCGCGCGGGGCGGCGGCGUCGUCGCGCGCGUGGCGACGUCCAAGGCCGCCUUCGCGGAAGCGACCGCCGCGCACCCGGCCAUCCCCGUCGUCUUGCAACGGCGCGUGCCCGCGCUGGAACAAGAAUCGAGACCGACCAUCGCCGCCUGCGCCUGGGUCCGCGGCGGCGCCUACCUCGACCGCGACAACGUCGCCCAGGGCCUGCCGGCCGCGCGCGUCGCCGAGUGGCUCGCGCAUUUAUUGGCGCUCGGCGUCGACCACGUCGCCAUCAUGGACAACAGCGACGGCGUCUACGCCGCGGCGCUCCGCGACGGCGGCGACGGCUGGCGCGCGGCAUCGCCGCUCCAGAUAGCCCUCGCGCCGCUGCCGGGCGGCGCGACGCACGUCGCCUGGCCUGCCGUCAACGACGACCGGUCCGCGUCGUGCGACCCGGCCGCGUUCGAGCGCCGCGUCGUCGCCGAGACGAACGGCACGCUGACGACCCAGGGCAUGUUUGGCCGGCCGAGCCAGUACGCGGCGCAGAACGCGUGCCACCGGCGCGCCGUCGCCGCCGGGGCCUCGUGGGUCACGCACGUCGACGUCGACGAAUUUUUGGUGCCGCCGCCGGGCGCGCCGGAUCAGCCGCUCCGGGCGCUCGUGUCCUCAUACUCGGCGGCGCGGCCCGUGCCGCGGGCUUUAUCGCUGCCCUGCGUCUUCUACGCGCGCUGCCCCCGGGACUCGGGCCGGGGCGCCGUCGGGCGGGGCGGCGGCACGCUGCUGGACGCGGGCGCGUGCGCGGGCAAGGCGCAGAUGCACCGCCAGAAGCUCGUCGCGCACGCGUCGGCCGAGUAUCUGUGGGUCCACUACGUGCGCAAGGCGUCGCGGUCCGCGGGGCGCAUCAAGACGCUGGACCCGCAGCAAUCGCUCGUGCUCGCGCACUUGCGGGGCGGGUAUGCUCUCGACACGGCGCUGAACGCGCGCGCGAUCGACUCGCGGGACCCGUCGGCCGCCGAGGAGCGCAAGUUCGCCGCCGUGUACCACCCGCGCAUGACGCGCUUCGACGACCAGGCCCUCCCCUGCGCGGACGCGGCUGCGGCCGCCGCGCGGCGGUUGGCGGCGAUGACCAAGGAGGACAAGGCGAAGCGGAAGAAGCUCGGCGGCGACGUCUCGUCCUGCGACGCCGAGGACGAGAACCGCGCGGCGUUCGGCUGGUGCUGGUGCCUCGACGACGCGCCCGCGCGCUUCGCGGACGUCGCGCGCGGGGUCCUGCGGUCGACGUGGGACGAGGGCGCGCUCGCGGCCAUGCGCGGCGCCGCGGGGUUGGAGGCCGCGUGGCCCGAAGCUGAGGUAUGUGUGACGGCUUUCCGGAGCCCGACCAUGCCGCGGCGACCGCCGACCAUCACCUCCGCUGAGGCGUUCGCGCUCCCGUCGAUCCUCGCGCCGGAGCCGCGGUUCCGGCUCGGCACACUGUUCCUGCGCCUCUUCAGCUUCAUGACCGCGCCCCUGCGCCUGGGGCGCCGCCGCCCCUUCGUCAUCGACGCCGCGGCCGAGGCCCGCCUCGAGGCCGCGGCCUACGUCGACAGCUUCGUGCCCGACGGCGACCGGCGGCGGACCGCGGCGCUCGAGAGCGCGCGCGAGGGCGCCGCGAACAUCCUCAACUCCAUGCCGCCCCUGUCCGUGUCGUCGACGUCCGUCGCCUACGCGGUCCCGCCGCCGGCGACCCUCGGGGACCUGGACCAGCGGCGCAGCGACUACGCGGAGCGCGCGAUGCAGGAGCUGCGCGACCGCGCGGCGUCCAUGGAGGAGAUCAUCGCGAAGCGGUACAAGCGGCCGUCGGACGCCGUGCCCAUCGCGACGUCGUCCGUCGCCUCGACGUCCGCCGCCGACGCGUCCCCGCGGCUCCUGGACAUCGAGGACCCGGGCCAGCGGGCCAAGGCCUACGAGGCGCGCUGGCUGACGCAGUUCAAGGAACGGGCGGCGUCCUUCGACGAGUCCCUCGCGGCGCGGCGCCGCCAGGACGCGCCGCGGCUCGAGUCGGCGGUGGCGCCGCCGCCGGUCGAGCGGGCCGCGCCGGCGCCGGAGGCCGCCCGGGCCGAGUCGGCGGCGGUCGCGGAGCCCGCCGCGCCGGCGCGGCUGGAAGUGGCGGCGGUCGCGACCGAGCCCGCGGCCGAGGUCGUCGUCGAGGAGGCCAUGUGGUCGGCGGCCGAGCCCGUCGUCGACAUCGCGCGCGCGGCGACGCCGGACGUCGCCGCGCUCGCCGUCGACGCCAGGGCGGCCGAGACCGAGUGGCCGCGGACCUCGUUCGCGCCCGAGACGCUCGCGAAGCUGUCCGCCGUGUCCUUCGCGCUCGCGUGCUUCUGCGCGCUCGACCUCAACACGCAGCUCGAGGCCGCGGCGGCCUGCGCGUUCACCAAGCUCGCGGCGGACCUCAAAGCCGCGUCGAUCCGGAGCGCGAGCCUCGAGGACGCGCUCCGCGACGCCGAGGCGCGCGAAGCCGACGCGCGCGUCGACGUCGCCUACGCGCGCGCGAAGCUCGACGAGGACUGCUAG